Molecule: messenger RNA, 4230 nt
Organism: Stylophora pistillata
Lineage: Eukaryota; Metazoa; Cnidaria; Anthozoa; Scleractinia; Pocilloporidae
Product: peroxisomal ATPase PEX1
Biological process (GO): protein import into peroxisome matrix
Cellular component (GO): cytosol; peroxisome; peroxisomal membrane
Molecular function (GO): ATP binding; ATP hydrolysis activity
Source: RefSeq, a predicted model, not a curated record
AUGGCGGCUAACUUUCAAUCAGCCGUUUUCUUUGAGAAUUUACUACUUCUAGGGGAGGAAAUCCGGAGGUUUGAAUGAAAAUGAAUCGAAUUAGAUCCGCUUCUGUUAGAACAAAUUCGUCGAAAAACUGUUUUGUCAGUCUUUCUGGUGAUCUUGCAGAGGCAGUAGGCUUGCGAAUUCAGGGUCAACCAUUUGCUCUCCAACUUGAGUGGGAAAAUGGUAAGGCUUUCACCAGCUGGUCUGGUGAAGUGAUACACAGUAGGAGAGGUGAUAUCCUGAAUGAUUCAUCAUCUAUUGUCCAAUUGGGAAAAAAAUUUGCCGAUGCACUAGGACUAGAUGACGAGCAGCAGGUUUUAGUUGAACCUGUGGUAGGCAUUGCAUCAUGUAACAGAAUAAGCGUGGAUCCAGUUAGUGCCAAUGAUUGGGAAAUUUUAGAACUCCAUGCUGGUUAUAUAGAAAGUCAGCUUCUAAACCAAGUGAGAGUGGUGUUCCCAGGACAGUUAUUGCCAAUUUGGAUUGAAAACAAUAUGUGUGUGGUUGUCCAAAUUGUUGAUCUUGAGCCCAAUGCCAAUUGUGUCAGACUUGAUGAGUUUACUGAAGUGAUUGUAACGCCAAAAACAAGAACAUUUUCUAAAGGAAAAAAACCUCAGCAUGUUUCAGUUCAUUCUGGCAAUGAUAAUACAGAACAAGAGAAUGAAAUUCAUGUAGGUGCAAGUGCUGAAAAUAAGCAUACUUUGACAAGUAGUGCUUUUCAUUUUAACAAUGGUGAUCAGCUUUCAUCAAGGCCCUCACCUUCUAAAACCACAAAUUCAGAAGAACAAAAUGGCAUUGUCAAUGGUGGCUUAUUAUCAAGAGUCUCAGGUUAUUUGCAGUCUUUAUUCAACCCUCAUUAUGUGGAGAGCUCUGUAAAUGGAAAACAGACCUGCAAACCCUUGACCUCAGAAGAAAUUAAAAAUGAAGAGAACUGGAAACCCUUGUUUUCUUUCACUAAUAAAGGUGGAAAAUGUUUUACUGGCUGUGUAAAUGAUUCUGACUUUGAGAUGUAUUUGAGAGUGCAACCAAAGAUAAGAGGGAACCCUGAUGCCUCAAAUAAAGACAGCAUUGUAGCAUCUGCGAAUUAUUAUUCCCUGCAACCCACGACUGUGUUUGUUGACUUUACAUCUUUGCCGCCACUGGUUUUAAAGUCGUGGACUUGUAACUGGGACACAUUUCCACCACCAGAUGGCACAGUUGUAAAAACUGUUCAAAUACAUAGACUUUUAUCUCCGAAAGAGAGAGCUGCCUUACAAAAUAAUAAAUCCUCAUCAAACAACAAUGAAAACCAAGGAUCUCAGUCACUAGAGUCUUCAAGAGACAGUGAAUCCAACCAGGUGACUGGCCAAUCCCCUUCCAAUUAUCCUGACAUGCUACCACCUCGCUGGGUUGUAAGAAUUGUGAUGACGAGCAGCAUAAACAAGGCUUCUGUCAAUCAAAUUUCCCAUGAUUUAGGCGUGGCAGAGCAUGUACUUCCAGGACAUGUGACUCUGACCAAAGAACUCUACAAAAUGCUUGGAGCAAGGGAUCUGUGUUUAGUUAAAAUUCAGAAUAUCUCAUCUGGGCCAUCAGACUUCCAAGGAGUUGUUUUGCAUCCCUUAGCAGAAACUGAACAGAAGCUUCAGGAUAUUUCAUCUGAUGCUGUUGUGGAUGCCUUUGAAGGCUGGAUCAGCUCUGUGUGCAAUGUGGAAGUACCUCUUGUACUCUGCAGUGGAACACUAAUGUCAUUUGAUGUUCAAGGCCAACUUUGUCAGUUUGUAGUUAAAUUGCUAAGUCAUCAGGAGACAUCAACAUCAACAGAUGAGCCAUGUUAUUAUCACCUCACCCCUGAGACUCUGAACAAUGUGACAGUUGUCAUAGGAACACUGCAAAACUCUUUGAAGGGUUUCUAUGAAUCUAUAAGUGCUCAAGAAAUCAAGCCACAUUUUCCAAGGCAUAGCUUUAAUGAUUUGGGGGGUGUAACAGAUGUUUUCCGCAAGUGUGUGGAUCAUGCUCUAUCAGUGUUACGACAGCGACCACUAUCCAAUCAACUGGGAGGUAACAUUAUCACAGGGCUGUGUGGUGGGGCUGUACUAGUUUGCGGCAGUGGUACAGGAGCAGGGAUUGGCUGUGGCAAGACAUCUUUUGCUCAUGCAGUAUGUCACCAACUUCAGGAGUGGCCUGUGUGUGCUCAUGUAACGUUAGUGGAUUGUAUUCCUUUUAGAGGAAAAAGAGUUGAUACCAUUAAAAAACAGUGGCAGCAGAUAUUUAUGGAGGCUGCAUGGCAUCAACCAUCUGUUAUCUUGUUUGAUGAUUUAGAUCAAGUUCUGUCUGCCCCAAGUGCCCUCCAAGAGAUGGGUGGAGAAGCUUUGUACAAACAUCGCUUAACUCAAGUAUUUAAGGAUCUUAUCAACACAGAAAUCAAUAACAACAGCAGGAUAGUUGUUAUAGCAACCAGUAAGUCACAUGACUCUUUACACCCGUCAUUGCUGACAUCGCAAGGAUGUCACGUGUUCCAAUGCCGUGCGGAGAUCCACCCCCCUGAUGCUGACCAAAGACAACAGAUUCUGUCUGCGAUGAUGGCCAGACUGUUUCGUCACCGAGAUCGUGACAUAUCGGAACUCAGUUUAUUGGCGAAGAAAACUGAAGGAUUCUCACCCAAAGAUCUACAAUCAUUAAUCGACCGAGCCUUACACCAAGCGGCGGUCAGAAAGAUGAAAAUGUCGGCAGAUGGAGGAAUUUUCUCUGAAAUUACUACCGAUGAUUUUGAGAAAGCUCUUAACGGAUUUACCCCUACAGCGCUUAGGGGAGUUAGUUUACAUACUGCGGGAGAGUUAGGCUGGUCUGAUGUGGGAGGACUAGCUGCUGUAAAAGCAGCCCUCAUUGAGACCCUCCUGUGGCCAACAAAGUACUCGUGGCUUUUCAGUAAAUGUCCCCUGCGCAUGCGGUCUGGUCUUCUUCUCUAUGGACCACCAGGCACUGGCAAAACACUGUUGGCUGGUGUGGUUGCUAAAGAGUGUGGGCUCAACUUCAUCAGUAUCAAAGGUCCUGAACUACUGAGCAAGUAUAUUGGAGCCAGUGAACAAGCGGUCAGAGACAUGUUUACAAGAGCUCAAAGUGCCAAGCCAUGUAUUCUUUUCUUUGACGAGUUUGACUCCCUUGCUCCUCGACGUGGACACGACAGCACUGGUGUAACAGACAGAGUGGUGAAUCAGCUUCUUACUCAGCUGGAUGGAGUGGAGGGACUGGACGGUGUUUAUAUCCUGGCUGCCACCAGUCGACCAGACUUGAUUGAUCCCGCUCUUCUUAGGCCAGGACGAUUGGAUAAGUGUUUGUAUUGCGGUAUACCAACCAAGUCAGAGAGAUUACAGAUCCUGGAAGCUUUAUCCAGUUCCGUGACCCUGUCAGAGGAUAUUGAUCUAGCCGUUAUUUCAGACUUGUGUGAACACUUCACUGGAGCUGAUUUCAAAGCUCUUCUGUAUAACGCCCAGCUGGCUGCAAUCCACAGGAAAACCAAUAACAGUCUGCUUUACAAGGGAGCGUUCAAAACUACUGAAAUGGAAAGCACUGAGAAACAUAACAUAGGCGCGGAUACAGAUAUCGUUAUAGACGACGACAGGGAUGAUAUUAUUUAUGUUCCAAGCUUAACUGAAGGAUCAACACAGCUAUCAACGGAGGAGCUGACGAAACUUCGUUCAGAGAUCACAAUUCUCCAUGAUAAUUUACAGCAUAGAAAGAGCGAAAGAAAGCCAUUACAAUCUGAUUCAGCGACGCAUGAGGCAACGUUUGGAAUACAAAUCAACCAAUCCGAUUUGUUACAAGCAGCAUCAUCGGUUGGUCCAUCUGUGUCAGAUAGUGAAAGACGCAGAUACCAGGCUAUAUACGAGACAUUCGUCAAAUCCAGAGGAGGAGACUUUGGUCUCAAUACACCAGGCCAGGGAAAGGCAACAUUGGCUUAAAGAAUCUUAAUCUUUUUAUAACAUUGCCAGAAAAAGACACCACUCCUUAAGAGUGCAGUUGAAGAAAUAAAAACCUUUGCCCUUUCCCAUUCCACUGGUGAAAUUUUUAUUUUCAAAGCUGAUCGUUCCACUUUUCGAUGUAAACGGCGUGAAGCGCCCCAUCCACCACCUGGUGCGUCAACCAUUUCACAGUUGUCUCUCGUGCCAUGACAAGAUCGCUAUUACUUCUUCGACGAAUACCUUUUUAAAUAAAUAUGUG